AUGGAUGGACGAUAUGGUGUAGGGAAAGGAACUGCCAGUACUUUACAAUGUAAAGGGGUCUUGGCCACUAAAUCACAGUUUUCUAACGAUGAAUCUUCUCGUAAGUUGGCUAUGGAAAGAGAGCUCGCAAGGAUUGUUGAUGAACCCUUAACACCCUUUUUAUAUGGCAAUAAUAACAGGGCAGAUGGCAUCUGGUUAACGACUAUUCAUGAUCAAAUGGCUUAUCGAUUGAUAUGGGAAAAAAAAUCAGCACCAUGGAAAGUCAAGAUUGUAAGCACGUCUUUAAAACAAGCAAUAAAGGCCCUGCAUGAUCAAAACAUUGUGUUUGCUGAUCUUCGCCGUCUGAAUAUCCUGGUGGUUGAAUCGCAGAACCAGUAUAAAGGAUAUAAAGGAUGUAAAGGAAUGCUUAUGGAAUUCGAUUGGUGUGGAACACAUAAUCUAGAUACGUACCUUCUUGAAAUGAGUGAAAUACCUUGGUCUGAUGGUGCAAGACCUGGAGCUCUCCUUAUGAAAGCACAUGACGAAUACUGGCUUGAUAUGUUAAAGGAGGAUCUGAAUUUUGGUUAG
Ambispora leptoticha is the source of this 567-nucleotide messenger RNA. The record is from the annotation of a GenBank genome assembly. NCBI's taxonomy places the organism in Eukaryota, Fungi, Glomeromycota, Glomeromycetes, Archaeosporales, Ambisporaceae.